Messenger RNA from Colletotrichum lupini, 1371 nucleotides. RefSeq lists its product as uncharacterized. The record is from RefSeq and is a predicted model, not a curated record. Bases 1 to 1371 code for a protein of 456 amino acids. NCBI's taxonomy places the organism in Eukaryota, Fungi, Ascomycota, Sordariomycetes, Glomerellales, Glomerellaceae. The transcript has 2 exons.
AUGCUCCAGGACGUCGAGGACGCCUACACGCUUUACCAGAAUUCGGUCACCAAUCUCCUCCAUCUACUAUCCAAUCCUCUCAUCCUCGCCCACACAGCUCCUCACCUCUCCGCUUAUGACCGUCUGAGCCUUGCCUCCACGAGCCGAGCAUUCCGAGAACUGAUCAACCACACCUCUGGCGUAUUCCGCCAUCUUGAUCUGAUCCACGUACGCGCGGCGCAGUUUGAAAUCGACGGCAUUGAUCGCGGUGGUGAAGUCUGGCGUAAUGUCCAACUUGAUGAGAAUCUGACCGAAGAUGAGUGCGUCCACUCGACCUUACUCCACUCGACCUCCUACCACCGUCGUUUUUACUCCGGUCCGCUGAGAGGCAUCUUCUCAGGCAUCCGCCGACAGAACAUACUCCAAGAUGUCCAAACGCUGAUCUUAGACGGCUUGUCCGUGACGGCUGAGCUCUGCCACGAAAUCAUUCUCGACCCAUCCUACAGCGUGCGACUCUUAUCCAUUCGCGGCGUCAAGAACCUGAACGAGCGCAAGCUGUGCGCAUCUCUUCAAUAUGCCUGCAGACCGUCGCGGCCAGAGGGCAUGCCCCGGCUGAAGGGUCUCUACGUUUUCGGUGCCAAGGACACUCCGCUGCCCUCAUUCGCAUCACCCGGUGUAUCCUCUGGCACCGCCUCGCACGCAGCGCAGAUCAGCGCAGGGUGGAAUGCCAAGUCGCAGCAGGCGUUGACAUCAUCUCUUCGAAGCGAGGAAGAGGACUGGUAUUAUAGGAAAGGCCGCAUCAUUGCACGUCCGCUGGUCGAGGAAUGGGCCAACACUCUGGUCGACUGCCACGGUAUCAUUGCCUUUGAUGCAGUUGCUUGCACCGGGCCUCACCAUAUGAACUCGCCUGCUUACGGCAAGGUAAGAACCCCGGCCUCAGCCCGGCAAUGGGCCGUGGCAACAGUCGCCCUGGGCGGCUGUGCCGGUUGCGGUGCUGCACCCGAAGGCAUGUCAGUUCACAGCGGGACUCCGGCGAUUCAACGUCCUCUCCUGUCCCCUCCGCCUCUCCUAGCAUCGUUAGUCAAGGCCGCAACGGCACCGCAGCUCUGCACCGGAUCGGAAACGUCUUUCGUCGCUCGAUGCAUCGACUGCCUGCGAGAGAGAUACUGCGCGGGCUGCAACAAGUGGUGGUGCGAGGAAUGUUACCAGACACCCAGCGCCGUGACCGAGCUGGCCGAUACCGACGUGAUUGUCGUCGACGCCGACGGCGGUGCUUGGGUCCAGCACCAAGAGCACGAGAGUCAGCCCAAGAUUAAGGUACGAAAUGGCGCCUGCUUCCCAGACUGCAUCAUGGGCGAGGUCAUUGAUGCGCAGAGGGUGUUGCUGGGCUGA